Molecule: messenger RNA, 870 nt
Organism: Indicator indicator
Lineage: Eukaryota; Metazoa; Chordata; Aves; Piciformes; Indicatoridae
Product: putative methyltransferase-like protein 7A
Exons: 4
Coding region: 1-870 (289 amino acids)
Molecular function (GO): S-adenosylmethionine-dependent methyltransferase activity
Source: RefSeq, a predicted model, not a curated record
AUGGCUGGGGAAAGGCUGAAUGAAACCGAACACAAAUCCCCCCGCAGAGGUCCCCUCCCCACUCAGGUGUCCCCAGCAGCUCUGCACAACCACAGUGCUGCCACUUUAAGAGAGCGCCAGGACAGACGGACAGGAGGACGCAUCCGGGUCCUCCUCCUCCAGCGCUGCCUCCAGCUCCUCCUCUUGCCCAUCCACGCUCUGGCCUGCCUGGGCUUGUGGGACUCCUGCUACAAGAAAGUCUUCCCCUACGUGAUGGCCAAGGUGGCUCCUGCCUACAACCAGAAGGUCUACAGCCAGAAGCAGGAACUCUUCAGCAGCUUAAGGAGAUUUGCAGGGCCCUCAGGCCAGCUCAGGUUGCUGGAGAUUGGCACAGGCACUGGCACCAAUUUCCAGUUCUACCCAGCAGGCUGCCGCCUGACCUGCACCGACCCCAACCCCAACUUUAGAAUGUUCCUCCUCAAGAACCUCUCGGAGAACCAGCACCUCAGGCUUGAACGUUUGGUGGUUGCUUCUGGCGAGGACCUGCACCAGGUGGCAGAUGGCAGCAUGGAUGUGGUGGUCUGCACCUUGGUGCUGUGCUCUGUCAGCAGCAUCAGGAAGGUCCUGGAGGAGGUGCUGAGGGUGCUCAGGCAGGGUGGAGCUUUCUACUUCUUGGAGCAUGUGGCUGCAGAUCACUGCAGCUGGACCUACUUUUGGCAACAGGUCUGUGACCCAUUCUGGAAGUACUUUGGAGAUGGCUGUUGCUUGAGCAGAGAGACACAGGAGGAGCUGGAGAAAACCAAUUUCUCAGAACUGGAUCUGAGGCACUUCCAUGUCCCACCUUGCUGGAUUCCCACCAGCCCUCACAUCAUUGGGUAUGCAGUGAAAUAA